ACUUCUCGACUGCUCGGGGAGCAACGUGGUGAUCUGGAACGUCGUCUCCUGGACAAAAGUUAUAGCCUUUGCCCAGUAGUGGUCCUCAUGUUCAUACGUCAUCCCAUCCUCGGUGGUCCGUCUCUCGUAUAACACUGAUCCUCGUCUCCUUGGUUAAUACAGAUCUACAUAAUUGUCUACAGUGCGUUUCACUCGCACUGUACGUUUCUUGUUCCAUCCUUUAUUUCCCGUACACCCUUUACUCGCUCACUCUCUCUCCCACUCUCUGUCAAUCUUUCAUCCCCUCUCUCUUCGAGGGGCGGCAAUUUGAAAAAGUAUCUGUGAUUGAAACUCCAUUACAGUCGCACUGCCACCGGUGACCACUAGUAUGCGCUUUGACUUGGCAGCGCGAUGAAGUCGCGAACGGUGUAAACAGAAAGUUUUUUUGGAAAUAAUUUUUUGGACUGUUUUUCUUUUUCGAUCCCAAAAUUAUCAAGUGCGCGUUAUAUCGAUCGGUGAUACGAGAUGACUGAUCUUGCGCAGUCUGUGUGGUACUUGUGAUCUUGGUUCGAUUCAGUUACGGAAAUUAAGUGGACAAGGAUUUUAUUUUUCGAAAAUAAAAAUGAGACACAGGAUGAGCUAUUCGGUGGUUAAAAGAACUUUUGGGAUCCUGGUGAUCCUUUGUUGCUGUGAGGGACUCGGAUAUGGACUUCUCUUGGAAGAAGAAAAGAAAACGACUAAUUCAACUACCGAGGUCGGCAAGCACGUCGUGUUGAACUGUGACCUCGACUUUCCACAUGACAUACCGAUACCUUAUAUACUUCAUUGGAAUCGAGAUGGCCGUACAAUUUUCUCCUGGUACGACGGCGUGUUUUCCUCUGCUGACGAUUAUUCAGGAAGGAUUCAUCUACUGACUGACGGCGGCGGUCAAAGUUAUGGUCAGGGCAGUAUCAAUCUGACUAAUAUCCGAGAGAGUGAUGAGGGUUGGUACGAGUGUCGUGUAAUAUUUCCAAAUAGAACGCCAAGUUCUAGGAACAAUGGAACUUGGUCCCAUCUGACGGUAGACGGUGCGUCGGCGCCGUUUGUUCCAGGAGGCAAUCUUCUUGCGGUACCACCGGUCAACAAAACAGCAAUGGAGGGUGAACCGGUACAAUUUGAAUGCAUCACGAAAAAUCCGUACAGCAUCGUCACCUGGCUGCGCGACGGGUUGGACGUCUCUGACUUAAAGGAUCUCAGAGACAGAAUUUCCGUCGGUGACGAUGGGAGUUUGACGAUAACAUCAGCUGCGAUGGGCGACCUUGGAGAGUACACGUGUAUGGUCAGCAACGAAAAUGGCGAACGACAAAACGCUUCAGCAUUUCUGAACGUUCAGUACAAGGCCAAGGUCAUCUACGCUCCGAAGGAGGUCUACCUUCCGUAUGGAAGGUCUGCAUUGUUAGACUGUCACUUCCGGGCCAAUCCACCCUUGACUAAUCUAAGAUGGGAGAAAGAUGGCUUCCUCUUCGAUCCUUACAACGUUCCCGGUGUCUUCUAUAGGCGCAACGGGUCUCUGUACUUCAGCAAGGUCGAUGAGACCCAUUCUGGAAGCUAUAGCUGCACUCCGUACAAUAUCUUGGGGACCCAAGGGCCCAGUCCCUCCAUAGCAGUGAUCGUUCAGAAGCCACCAGUCUUCACGGUGACACCUCAGCAAUUGUAUAUGAGGAAGCUGGGCGAGACCUUAGAAAUCCCAUGUGACGCCAAGGACGGCGAUCAGUCCCACAGACCCACCAUCACGUGGUACAAGAAGGACGGACAGCCACUUCCGCCUAAUCGCACUGCUAUAAGUGGUGGUAAUCUGACCAUUGAAAGAAUCCAGGAACAGGAUAGGGGUAUUUAUCAGUGCAGUGCCAGUAACGAAGCUGCAACCGUUGUGGCUGAUGCUGAACUGAUGGUUCUUAAUGCACCACCCAGAGCACCUUAUAAUCUUAAUGCUAACAGUACCAAGAAUACUGUUACCUUGACCUGGAUGCCAGGAUACGUCAGGCCCAAAAUGGAGUACUCUGUUUGGUAUAGACCCACUGAUACCUCUGAAUGGAGAACCAUGAAAAUCCUGUCGCGCAAAAUUACUGAGGCCACAAUCAACAAUUUGACGCCUGGAAGAGAGUACGAGUUCAUGAUACUGAGUCAGGAUAAAAAUGGCGAUGGAAUGUUCAGUAAAUCAUUGAGGAUAUUUACUAAACCAAGCGAUAUAGAUCAAAAUUCAGCAUCGGAAUUUCGCAGUCCAAAAGCAUCUGAAUCGAUGGGACACCCGCAAAACGUAAGAGUACAAACCACUGUGGAGGGAUACCUGGUCACGUGGGAUCCACCAUCAUAUGGAAGCGAAUCUGUCAGAGUUUACAUAGUGAGAUGGUUCCGUGGUCCGGCAGAGCAUUUAUAUGGCAGAGCAGAAACGACAGACACGUAUUAUCUUGUGAAAAGUCUCGAGGAAGAGAGUUACUACAUUUUUGAAGUGGUGGCCAUGUCAUUUUCCGACGACGAAGCAACCAGUGAACGCGUCACUCUGGAAGUUCCAGCAUAUCGAAAAAAUCGCGCCAUCUCUAUGGGAAUUAUCGCUGGAAUUGGAUUUCUGGCCGCUGCGUUAGCUGCAAUCUGGUGGGCGCGAAAAAGAUUUUGUCAUUCGCCAUCCGGGGAGAAAUAGUCAUAUUAAUCUUCUUAAUGAAAUAAACAUAGAAUGAUAGUUA
Molecule: messenger RNA, 2699 nt
Organism: Cephus cinctus (wheat stem sawfly)
Lineage: Eukaryota; Metazoa; Arthropoda; Insecta; Hymenoptera; Cephidae
Gene: bdl
Product: protein borderless
Exons: 12
Coding region: 602-2656 (684 amino acids)
Biological process (GO): cell-cell adhesion
Molecular function (GO): protein binding
Source: RefSeq, a predicted model, not a curated record